Rhagoletis pomonella (apple maggot) is the source of this 1227-nucleotide messenger RNA. RefSeq lists its product as uncharacterized. Gene Ontology annotation, molecular function: DNA helicase activity. The coding region runs from base 1 to 1227 and encodes 408 amino acids. Gene Ontology annotation, biological process: telomere maintenance; DNA repair. The record is from RefSeq and is a predicted model, not a curated record. NCBI's taxonomy places the organism in Eukaryota, Metazoa, Arthropoda, Insecta, Diptera, Tephritidae. The transcript has 3 exons.
AUGACUUCUGGUGACAAGAUUCAUCAUCCAGAAGAGCUCGAUGACUUGAUUACAGCUGAAAUACCCGGAAAUCAUGACUUAGGAUUAAGGGAGCUUGUGCUGAAAUGGAUGAUUCAUAAUCCUUGUGGAACUCUCAAUCCUAAUGCUGCGUAUGAAUCAGCAGCCUUAGGUGAACAAAUGUAUCAAUUACUCACAGAAAAACAAAAGGAAGUCGCUAAUACUAUUCUUCAGGCCGUGAGUGAAAUAAAUUCCGAAGGAAAAUGCUUUUUCAUUGAUGGUCCAGGUGGCACUGGAAAAACAUUCAUAUAUAAGACUUUGUUCUACGUGCUCACUGGAAAGCAAUGCAAAGUUAAAUGUAUGGCUUUUACCGGUAUUGCUUCGAUAUUGCUGCCUAAUGGUCGUACUGCACAUAAGACAUUUGGAUUGAAAGUACCACUUUCACCAGGCUCAGUCUCAAGUAUCACACCCGGAUCACCAAAAGCCAGUAAAUUAGCAGAAACCGAUAUUUUUCUUAUGGAUGAAGCUCCUAUGCAUCCAAAAUAUGGACUAAAAAACAUUGACCAACUGUUGCGAUCUAUUGCAAAUCCGAACGUUCCCUUUGGUGGAAAAAUAAUGGUACUAGAAGAAGACUUUCGCCAAUGUUUGCCUGUGCAACCGCGAACAAAUCAAAGUGAAUUGUUAGACCUUUCUAUCAAACGAUGUCCCUUAUGGUUACGUUUUAAGGUAUUUACAUUGGAAGAAAACAUGCGUGUCGAUAUAGAGCAACGUGAAUUUGCUGAAUAUCUGCUAAAGUUAGGUAACGGUGAGCGGCCAUUAAACACGAUGGAAGAAAUUGAAUUGCCAGACGAUAUCAUAUCAAAUAGCAACCUAAUUGAUGAGGUGAAUCACGGCCGAGAAGUAAAAACGGAAACUGUUUUGGCAGCGCUGGACCCGAACGUCCUCGCUCGGGAUGUCAUUGCAUCGCUACCGCAAAACGACAGGUUCGAGUAUGUGUGGCAAAGAAUUAUCGAGCACUUCGCCGAUAGCGAACAGCGACGCCUUAACCGCGUACUCUCAGAAUUACCACUGGAGAAUAAGAAACCGUCAGAACUGUUCUUUAAAAUGAAGCGCGUCACUGGCAACGCACUCGGCGAUACGGCGCUCAAAAGCCCCUGGAUCAAACGUUUGCCGGAGUUCGCACAAACAGUCGUAGCAGCCUCAUCCGGUACUGCGACCGAGUUUACGUAA